Messenger RNA from Chelonus insularis, 723 nucleotides. It is a transcript of the gene mRpS10, whose product is annotated as mitochondrial ribosomal protein S10. The record is from RefSeq and is a predicted model, not a curated record. NCBI's taxonomy places the organism in Eukaryota, Metazoa, Arthropoda, Insecta, Hymenoptera, Braconidae. Gene Ontology annotation, cellular component: mitochondrial small ribosomal subunit; mitochondrion. The transcript is spliced from 5 exons. The coding region runs from base 151 to 654 and encodes 167 amino acids.
GUUGUAAAUAAGUUGUCUCUUAACCUCAAAAUUGAAAAGUGAUUAUUAGAAUUACUGUUGAUGAUUAAUGAAUAAAUUAAGAAUUAUUUAUUUGAUUUAGUAACUUUUUUAUAAAUUCCAAUUACUAAAAAAUUUCCCUACAAUCGAGAAAUGUUUUUGUCAAAGAAUAUUCCUUGUGUGCGAAAUUUAAUUUUUACCAAAUCACAAAGAUUUUUGCAAACUGAGGCAGAAAGUGCCUCCAAAGCUUCUGUACCACAAACAGAAACGGGCACACCUGAUAAACUUUAUAAAAAAGUAGAAAUUGAAUUGAGAGGUAACGAUGUAGCUGUCUUAAAAAGUUAUGGUAUAUUUGCUUCAACAACAGCUAAACAUUUAGGACUUGAAAUUACAAGAAACUCGGCUCCAAGAAAACCCCAUCAUGAACGUUAUACAAUUUUAAAAUCAGCAUUUGUACACAAAGAUCAUCGUGUUCAGUAUGAAUUUAGGACAUAUUUUCGAUUUAUUGAUUUUGCAAGACUUACUGAAUCCACAGCAGAUACAUUAUUGGAAUAUUUACAGAGAAAUUUACCUGAAGGUGUUGCUAUGAAAGUUACAAAGCAUGAAAUUCAACCAAUACCUGAACAUAUUCGUAAUCCACCUCAAACAAACACAUGAGUAUUGUUACAUAAAUUAAUGUACUCAAAAAAAUAUUAGGUAAUAGAUUUUUAUUGAAAUAAUGUUAAA